Molecule: messenger RNA, 2611 nt
Organism: Rubroshorea leprosula
Lineage: Eukaryota; Viridiplantae; Streptophyta; Magnoliopsida; Malvales; Dipterocarpaceae
Source: the annotation of a GenBank genome assembly
GAGGGAGCAGUGGUUUCUAUUUUCCACAUGAAAGCUAACCUAAUAGCAGCAAAAUCUUCCAUCAAACCUCAACAGGAUCAUGGCUGUCUAGGCUUGAUUAAGAAUGUCCAAGUUCAAGCAAUCAUAGGAACAGAAAAUUCAAUGCAGGCAAACUUCGUCAAAGUUAUUAGUGCCAUUGUCGAAGCCUUCGACUGGAGAGAAGCCGUCCCUAUAUAUGUAGAUAAUGAGUUUGGAGAAGGGGUUAUACUUUACUUGAUCGACGCCUUGGAAGAGGUUAAUGCUCAGACUAGAGUUUUCAUUGUUCAUAUGACUCCUGAACUUGGGUCCCUGGUUUUCGACAAAGCAAAAGAGAUUAGAAUGAUGGGUGAAGGGUAUGUCUGGAUAAUAACUGAUGGGAUGACUAAUGUUUGGAGUCUGGUGAAUCGUUUAGAUAUGGAUUCCAUGCAGGGUGUUUUGGGUGUGAGGACUUACAUUCCGAAGUCAAAAGAGUUAGAUAGUUUUAAGGUUAGAUGGAAAAGCAAGUUCUUGCAGGAUAAUCCUAGUUAUGUUAAUGCUGACUUAGAUAUUUUUGGAUUACGGGCUUAUGAUGCUACAUUUGCACUAGCCAUGGCAGUGGAGAAACUUGGCACUACAAAUUUCAACUUUGAUGGGUCGAAUGCUUCUACAAAUGCAAGAAAUGAUCUUGAAUCUUUUGGGGUUUCUCAAAAUGAUCCAAAACUCAUGCAACUUUUAUCGAAUACAAGAUUUAGAGGCCUAAGUGAAGAAUUUGGUUUCAUAAAUGGACAACUUGACUCCUCUGUUUUCCAGAUUAUUAAUGUAAACGGAAAUGGUGAAAGGGGGUUGACUUCCGGACACCGAAGUGAUUCCCAGGUCGUUCCAAAAGGCUGGGAGAUUUCGACGAAUAGAAAGAGGUUAAAGAUUGGAGCUCCGAAGAAGAAUGGAUUCAGGGAAUUCGUCAGUGUACCACCUGGUACGAUCCCUAAUUCAAUAGUCAUCUCCCCCGGUUAUUGCAUAGAUGUCUUCAAAGCUGUCAUGGAGGUAAUGCCAUAUGCAGUCUCCUAUCAUUUCUAUGCAUUUGAAAAGCCCGACGGCGAGAUGGCCGGUGAUUACAACGACCUGAUCGAUCAAGUCUUCUAUGGGGUCACUAGUGGUUGCUUCUUCGUCUUCAUUGGAUUUGCCAUCUGGGUUCUUGAACAUAGAGUCAAUGAAGAUUUCCGCGGAUCACCUUGGUAUCACAUUGGAACCAGCCACUGGGAGAGGAUAGUGAGCAAUCUAGCAAGGUUUGUGGUGGUGAUAUGGUGCUUUGUGGUCCUCAUUCUCACUCAAAGUUACACGGCCAGAUUAGCUUCUUUUUUGACAGUUCAACAGUUGCAACCAACGGUGACCAACGUAAAUGAGCUGUUGAGGAAAAAGGAGAAUGUUGGGUAUCAAGAUGGCUCCUUCGUCCAGGGAAUCGUUCAGAGGUUGGGAUUCGAUCCGUCCAAGAUGAAGAACUUUAGUUCAACUGAAGAUCUCAAUGAACUUUUCACCAGGGGAAGUGCCAACAGCGGUAUUGCAGCUGCUUUUGAUGAAAUUCCCUACAUGAAACUGUUUCUUGCACAAUAUUGCAAUUACACCACCUUGGAACCAAUUUUUAAGACUGAUGGCUUUGGAUUUGUCUUUCCAAAAGGUUCUCUUGUAGCGGAUGUUUCGAGGGCAGUCUUAACUGUCAUAGAAGGUGAUAGAAUGAAGCAAAUUGAAAAGGCAUGGUUCACAAAACAAACCAGUUGUUCUGAUUCAAGUACCUCGGUUUCUUCUAGUAGUCUGGGUCUUGGAAACUUUUGGGGCCUUUUCCUCAAUACCGGAGUUGCGGCAGUAUUAGCUCUUAUCAUCUUUGUCUUUGAUUUUCUGUACAAGCAUAAGGAUGUCUUGCGCAACACUGAAAUUUCAAUCUGGGAUAGAAUCCUUGAAAUGUUAAAAAUCUUUGAUGAUAGAUAUCCGAACGCGCAUACCUUCAAGGAGACUGAAAUAAGAGAGGGAGGCCACAAUAUGGCGUUCGAAUUAGAGGUGCUUAAGUCCCCGCUGAAGUCCCCGCUUAAGUCCCCGUUGAAGCCCCUGUUGAGGCCCCUGUUGAGGACUUUCAAUCUCAAGAGUUUCUUGAUAGUAGCAGGCAAAUGGCUUUGGCAGCAGCAGGCAGAUGGCUUCGGCAGCAGCAGGCAGAUGGCUUCGGCAGCAGCAGGCAGAUGGCUUCGGCAGCAGCAGGCAGAUGGCUUCGGCAACAGCAAACCAGCAGUGCAGUGGAGAGAAUGGGAUCUAAGAUGGUUCGACCAGUGCGAAGGAGAAAAUAAGGGGUGGCAGAAGGUGAGCAUUGGGAAGGGCAAGGGCAAAAUUGUAGAAGGGUGGCAAUGGAAUGGAGGGAAUUCAGAUGGCAGAGCCGCAUAAGAGAAGGAGAGGGAAAGCCAGGGAAGGUGAAUGGACUGGGUUAAUUUUUAUGGAUUGAGUUAAUUUUUAUGGAAUGGGUUGGAUUGGAUUGGUUAAAAUUGGGUUAAGUUUAAUUUUGAUUGAAUUGGAUUUGAAUUUGAGUUUGAAUUUAAAGAUUGAAUGAAAUAUAAAAUAAAAUUAAUUUAUAUUC